This is a messenger RNA of Belonocnema kinseyi, 1405 nucleotides long. Its product is annotated as cathepsin D-like. The record is from RefSeq and is a predicted model, not a curated record. Bases 31 to 1197 code for a protein of 388 amino acids. NCBI's taxonomy places the organism in Eukaryota, Metazoa, Arthropoda, Insecta, Hymenoptera, Cynipidae. Gene Ontology annotation, cellular component: lysosome. Gene Ontology annotation, molecular function: aspartic-type endopeptidase activity. The transcript is spliced from 9 exons. Gene Ontology annotation, biological process: cell death; proteolysis.
UUUUUUAUGAAUAGCUAAGCAACAAGGAAAAUGUUAAAAAUAGCAGUUUCAAGGUUAACCUUUCUUUCACUUGCCCUAUUAUUCACGACAGUGGAGACAGCAAAAGCUAUUUUAAAAUUUGACAUUUACGAACAAUCUCCAGCUGAAUCGAGAAACUAUACAAAAUAUGCAGAAGUGGCUCCCAUUACGAAUGAAUCGGUCGUGCUUUAUAAAUUCAUGAAUUCUGAAUAUUACGGCAAAAUAAGCAUCGGUCAUCCUGCAAAAGAAUUUAAAGUUGUCUUCGAUACAACUUGGGGAGAUUCCUGGCUUCCUUCAGAACGAUGCAGCUUUUCAGAAAUUGCUUGCAGAAUUCACACUAGAUAUGACAGUACACAAUCUUCCACUUAUCAAGCGGUUGGAACACCUGUAAACAUAACGGCGAACACUUUUUCCCUUUUGGGAUUUUUAUCAAGAGACGAUUUUCACUUACCUCAUAAAAAAGUGGAAAAUCAAACAUUCAUUGAAAUGACACACAUGUCGCUCAAAGCUUUCAUCACGGCAAAAGCUGAUGGAAUAAUCGGUCUAGGAUUUCCAACUCUAAGUCAUUUAAGUAACACUAUCCCAUUUUUCUAUAAUAUGCGAAAACAAGGAAUCAUUAAUGAAAACGUAUUCACAUUUUACAUGAACAGAGACGAAACGACGGAAAAAGCUGGCAGACUAAUUCUUGGAGGUACGGAACGAAGACACGUUAAAGGGCAACUAACUUUUGUACCUGUUACUGAAAAAGCCUACUGGAAAAUUCAAUUAGAUCGUAUUACUGUUGAGAGUAAAAUGAAAACUUUCUUCAUUACGGAAAACGUUAGCGCAAUUAUGGAUUCGAGCACGAAUGUGAUAAGAGGACCCCGACAAUUAAUUGAGCAAAUAAAUACUUUACUCAAUGCCAAAGAUAUUUCACCUUCGUUUGGAAGAUACGUUGUUAAAUGCAGAGAAUAUGCAAAACUACCUCAAGUGCAUUUCAUGAUUAAGAAUCGCGAUUUCACUAUUGAAUCGAAAUAUUACGUUCAACGGAUGAAUAUUGGAAGUGUGGAAGUAUGUCUCUCUCCUUUUAUACCAUCAGAGCUUGAGUCUCUUUGGGAACUCGGUGGCGCAUUUUUAAUGCAGUUUUAUACCGAAUAUUAUUUCGAUGGUAGAAUUGCAAUAGGAGAAACUCUAAUGUAGUUCUAAAAGAAAAAGUGGCCUGGCGGUACAUUCCAUAAACUACGUUAUCAUUUUGAAGGGUGGCGGAGGUGUUAUAAGUGGAAAUAACUUUACGAACUUAGAUAACAUUCAAAACUUGAACCGAACAGGGAAAGACAACUAUAUUUUUGGGAAAAAAUUAAUUUUUUUAUUGAAAAGUCUAUUAUUUGGUUGAAAAUAAAUGUUUGAA